ACAGACUCCCGUUUGCUAGUGAAGGUCCCAUGCCGCUGCUUGAUAAAAGUGCAGAUCUUCCUUCGAGGUGCAUCUUUAGCUCUCUGCUCCUCGUUGAGACGCUCCCAAAAUCAACCUCAAGGCGUGAUUCUCCUAGAAAUCAAGCCAAGAUGGUUCACAUCAACCCCCUUGGACGCAAUUGGGGAUUGCUGGUCAACUGGGAUGAUCUCGGGAAAAUUUACGCUAGCUUUGCCAUAUCAUGGACCGUCAUCUUGUAUUCGGGAGUUGCAUGGCUUGUCGCCCAUCGAAACCACCCAUAUCUCAAGAUGCGGAAUAUUCCGCUUGCAGUUGCGGCAACCAGCUUCCUUCAUCUGUAUCUGGUCAAGAUCAUGCUGGCGUACACAAUCAACGGACAUUUUCUGUGCUCGGUUGAGUUCUGGAUAAUGAGCAUCUACCUCCCGUUCGGUAUUGCUCUUUUCCAAGCCAAUCAGGUACAGCUGUUGAGUAUCAGUAUUCAGCAACGGAAGCUGCUGGAUGGAGACAGAAGGUCAAUUCGAGGACCUCCACGAGUCUGGGGUCUUCGGUCCAGAUGGCGGAGUCUCUCUGCGCUCAAAAAGACCUACGUCUUCAUUGGCAUAGGAAUGCUGCUCCAGGUCGUGGUAACAACGGCCAUCUUUGCAACAAACCACAAACUACAAGGUCACUGGGGAAAGAUACCGAAAGCACAAGGGCAAGCGGCCUGCCGAAAAGGACCCGAAUGGGUCCCAUCAGCGUUCUGGCAGAUGUUCUGGUCUUGCGUAUAUGGCCCAUACCUCCUCUAUAAGAUCCGAGAUGUCCGAGAUACACAUCUGUGGCGUCUUCAAACCACCCUUUGCGUGAUAUCGGGGAUUCCCGGUUCUCCAAUCUGGCUUACAUCAGUCUUCUCUCCCAAAUUCGCGCCCAUCAAUAGAUACUUCGUGCCGCCUAUGUGGCUCGCCCCAGGCAUAACCGUCAUGCAGGCUUGCACAAUAUUCUUCCCAAUCUACUCCACCUACCGCUCCAACCACCUCUCUAAAACCACCCUCUCGGCCAUCCAAUCCUGGGAAGAAGGCUCUCGCUUGUGCCCCGACUCCACCACACUGGGCUCAAACUCAACACAUACGCACUCCACUCCCACCAUUCAUCAAAAUUCCUCCUUUAGGACCGAGAAGUCGCAGCACAGAGACAACGAAAUGUACGAGAUGACCAUCACGGCGCUGGAGAACGCCAUCGCCAUGAACCCGUUACCGCUCCUCCAGUUCGCAGCCACGAAAGAUUUCACAGCCGAGAACAUCAUCUUUCUCAUUCAAGUCAGAGACUGGAAAACGUUGUGGGCUGCUACGCCAUCACCACCUGCGUUUCAUUCAAGAGCUUUACUUUUCAAUAAAGCGGUUGAGAUAUAUGCGCAGAGCGUGCACGAAAAGCUCGCUAUGUUUCCUAUUAAUAUUGAAGGAGGAAUUCGCAGUCGCCUUGAUGCGAUCUUCGAACCUGCUGUGAAGAACUUGAGGGAAGGGAAUCGGGAGAUAUUCGAUCCGUACAAUGAGAUCACACCGUUUGCUGGGGAUGAAGGGGAGUUGCCGCUCAGUCCCAUGAGUCCUGGAAGUCCUGGAAGUCCUAUGAGAACGAGUUGGCCACUGUCAUCAGCUCCUUCGACGCCAAAAUCAGCCUUUAGUGGUGAAGUGGGGGAAUUUGUCAGGAACAUGGAUGACAUUCCUCGGGAGUUCGAUGAGAAGGUCUUUGAUGCCGCGGAGAAGAGCAUCAAGUAUCUUGUUGUUACGAAUACAUGGAGAAAGAUGAUUAAUGAGAUGAAGGGGAAUUCUAGGACUUCGCACGAGAGUAUGCCAUGAUGAUGGUACGAAUAGAAUGAUAUUGAUUUAGUGUUCGCAGAGUAGGGUGGGGGUGUUUGGACAACGGAUGAUAUCCAUAUCGGUGUGUAUAGUAUAUUCAGGAGUUUUAUGGUGUGUGCUUGGAUUGAGAACGACUUAUGGGCGGAAAAGGUAUUCUUAUGAUCGGAGUUGGGGCAGGUCUGCAGGGGUAAGGGUGGGUGAAGGCGUUCUAGUGCCAAAUGCUGGAGGGUGGAAUCGCAACACCCUCCGUACCCUCUCAUUGAGACAAAUUAACUCUUGUACAUGUUUCAAUCUCUCAAUAUUUGUUCCUUUCGAUACGUGUCCACCCUCUUGUCAAGCAGCGAAUACUUCAAGAAAUGGGUUCCUCGACCUUGAUUUCCCAGGUAAGACAUCU
Messenger RNA from Hyaloscypha bicolor E, 2238 nucleotides. RefSeq lists its product as uncharacterized. The record is from RefSeq and is a predicted model, not a curated record. The transcript has 3 exons. NCBI's taxonomy places the organism in Eukaryota, Fungi, Ascomycota, Leotiomycetes, Helotiales, Hyaloscyphaceae. Bases 30 to 1844 code for a protein of 604 amino acids.